AUGGGACCCUCUUCGUCUAAACUCUUGGAAUCUCUUAUGGAGGGCACUAGUUUUGACAAAGACGAGAUAGAUAGACUUCAAAAGAGAUUUUUAAAAUUGGAUAGAGAUGGAUCAGGUACUAUUGACAAAGGUGAAUUCCUAGAUAUACCGGGCAUAGCAUCGAACCCUUUGGCCAAUAGAUUGAUGGAUGUAUUUGACGCUGAUGGCAGCGGGACGAUAGACUUUCAAGAGUUCAUAACAGGCUUGUCAGCAUUUAGUGGAAAGACUGCUACUGUUGAUAAACUUAAAUUCGCUUUCAAAAUUUACGACAUAGAUAGAGAUGGGUUUAUUGGUAAUGGUGAGCUUUUCAUCGUCAUGAAAAUGAUGGUGGGCAAAAAUUUGCAGGACGAAGAGUUACAGCAAAUAGUUGAUAAAACUAUGAUGGAAGCGGAUGAAGAUGGUGACCAAAAAUUGAGUUUUGAGGAAUUCAAAAAGGCUGUGAAUUCAACGUCGAUAGCGAGUGCCUUAACUAUCAAUCUGUUUUGA
Molecule: messenger RNA, 525 nt
Organism: Priceomyces carsonii
Lineage: Eukaryota; Fungi; Ascomycota; Pichiomycetes; Serinales; Debaryomycetaceae
Gene: CNB1
Product: calcineurin regulatory subunit B
Exons: 1
Coding region: 1-525 (174 amino acids)
Biological process (GO): calcineurin-mediated signaling; protein dephosphorylation
Cellular component (GO): calcineurin complex
Molecular function (GO): phosphatase binding; calcium ion binding; calcium-dependent protein serine/threonine phosphatase regulator activity
Source: RefSeq, a predicted model, not a curated record